Solea solea (common sole) is the source of this 3227-nucleotide messenger RNA. RefSeq names its product ATP-sensitive inward rectifier potassium channel 10. Gene Ontology annotation, cellular component: plasma membrane. Gene Ontology annotation, molecular function: inward rectifier potassium channel activity. Lineage: Eukaryota; Metazoa; Chordata; Actinopteri; Pleuronectiformes; Soleidae. Gene Ontology annotation, biological process: regulation of monoatomic ion transmembrane transport; potassium ion import across plasma membrane. The transcript has 7 exons. The record is from RefSeq and is a predicted model, not a curated record. The coding region runs from base 499 to 1761 and encodes 420 amino acids.
CGAAUUGAGACAGGAGCGAGUCGCAAUCAGUUAUUACAGCAAUUACACAGUCGUGAGCAGGACACGACAGGAAUUUAGGAGCGAGGGAAAGAAAGGAAGGGAGAGAGUGAGAGAGAGAGAGAGAGAGAGAGAGAGAGGGACAUGGAGGGAAAGAGUAAAAGUGAGAGAGGGAUGCCUCUUAUAAAGCCAAGUCCUGUCUCUAAGGGGAGAAUUUGCGAGCAGCGAGGCCAGGCUUUGGGUCAGAAUCAGAGGCCCGGUGAGCCAAUGACUGUACUAAUAAUUCUCCUUAAUGGUGUAUGAAUGUCCAGGGGACGCUGGCUGUUGAAGUUAUUCAUCCUGCAGAAUCACUAUCACAUCUGAUUCCUGUGAGCAUGUGUACGACAACAAAGCAAACACGUGGACAAGACGCUGAGACUCCUCUCUCUCAAACCGUCAAUUAGUUUGCAAACGCCCGCGGAAAAGGAAUUGAAUCUAGGAAUCUUGGCAUGUCUUGCUCAGAUGACGUCUGCCACACCUCCUUCCUCUCGUAGCUCCUCCCCCCAGAAGGUUUGCCACUCCCAGACACAGACUGAUGUUUUAAAACCCUUACUGGGUGGCAUUACCGGUGGGGGCGGGACUCUGAGAAAGAGGAGGCGUGUUCUCUCCAAGGAUGGACGAAGCAACAUACGAAUCGAGCAUGUCAGUGGGCGGGGCGCGCUCUACAUGCGGGACCUCUGGACAACAUUUGUGGACAUGCAGUGGCGCUACAAGUUCUUCUUGUUCACCGCGACAUUUGCAGGGACGUGGUUCCUGUUCGGAGUGCUUUGGUACCUGAUGGCGCUGGUGCACGGAGACCUCCUGGAGUUUGACCCUCCCUCAAACCACACCCCCUGUGUGAUGCAGAUGCAAACCUUGACUGGAGCCUUCCUCUUCUCCCUGGAGUCCCAGACGACCAUUGGCUAUGGUUUUCGCUGCAUCACUGAAGAAUGCCCGGCUGCCAUUGUCCUCCUCAUUAUCCAGCUGGUCAUCACCAUGCUGAUGGAGAUCUUCAUCACUGGCACCUUCCUGGCCAAGGUGGCUCGGCCAAAAAAGCGAGGAGAGACGGUAAAGUUUAGCCAACAUGCGGUGGUGUCGACCCUUGAAGGUCGACCGUGCCUGAUGAUCAGAGUGGCCAACAUGCGUAAGAGUCUUCUCAUUGGGUGUCAGGUGAAUGGAAAACUGCUCCAGACAUCUCUGACCAAAGAAGGCGAGACAGUUCGUUUGGACCAGAGAAAUGUCUCGUUCCAAGUGGACACGGCCAGUGACAGUCCCUUCCUCAUCCUGCCCCUCACCUUCUAUCAUGUCAUAGAUGAUGACAGCCCUCUGCGGGCCUGGGCAGCCAAGGGUGGAGGCUGGACAGAUCCAGAACUGGCUGAUUUUGAGUUGCUAGUGAUAAUGAGCGCUACAGUGGAGCCAACCUCUGCCACCUGCCAGGUCCGCACCUCCUACUUGCCUGACGAGAUUCUCUGGGGCUAUGAGUUCCCCCCUGUAGUCUCCCUUUCCCCAUCAGGUAAAUAUGUAGCAGACUUUGCCUUCUUCGACAAAGUGGCCAAGACCAAGACCAUGCCUAUUUUCAAACCAUCCAGCCCCCAGCACAACCACCAGAGCAACGGGGGUGGGAGUGUGUCUGAGGUGACCGAUUCAGAGAAGAUUCGUCUGGAGCAGAGCUACAAAGAGAGGGGAGGGGAUGACCGCGGCCGGGUCAGAGACACUCCACUCAGUGUUCGCAUCAGCAACGUGUGAACAUGGGAGCAUUUCACACAGGGCAAGAAGUUCAGUGUCAACAGCAAAAACAUCACAUUUGAUGUUGUGAGAGUGGGUGGCUGUUUGUCUCUAUGUGUCCCUGUGAUGGACUGACGACCUGUCCAGGGCGUACCCUGCCUUUCGUCUUAUGCCUGCUGGGAUUGGCACGAGCGUCCCCUGCUGGAAUAACAUACUACCUAACUACUAUUUACAUUUGAAUGUGAGAUUUAAAAAAGACACACAAGCAUUUGAGAGGAUGUUGAGAGGAUGUUGGACUGUUUGGGUAUUACCCCUAGAUCAGUAAUGCAAAAACUGAAAAUGUGAGUUUCGGGGUUGGGUGGGUGUCGUGUUUCCCCUCAACACUUAGGAUUUUUUCUUAUAUUUCCCAUUUGCUAAAAAAAACAACUGACUGCCUGAGUUUCAACACAAAUGUGUGUAUCAUACAUGGCAUUACAUGAACACUAAAGCACUUGAGAUUAAUCUAUGUUACAUACGUGUAGCACUAAAGUUGAAAAUGAAAAUGCAAGUGUACUUAACUGUGGUUUGAGGUAGUCUCUAUGCUGUGUCGCUAUAUUGGCACGAGUGCAACUGUCACUGCUGUUGCAAAAACAGAAUGUUAGCACUUUAUGUACAUUAUGUACAAUUGCACCUUAGAAAGGUUAGCUGUUUGGGAUCUAACCUUAGGGGAGAUGUGAUCUUUUUUUAAGCACUAAUAAAAGCACCUACAUGUUAAAUGUCAAUUUAUUAUUAUUUACAACAGAUAGUUGUUGUUGUUUUUUGUUGACCCAUGUGCUUAAAUCAUCACAGACACUUACUGUACAUGCAUGGAUUUGCUGUAAAUGAUUAAGAGCUUUCUUUGUGGAAGAGGAGAUGUGGUUUUCUAACACUGAAAAUAAUCACAGGCAUUCUGUUGAAAAAAAACCCUCUUUCCAUUUUCCAUCUAGACAAUGAGAAGGUGGUAAGGACUUGUGAGAUCAUGAAACCAUAGGUGAGUUAUGAGGGACGUGAAAGUGAUGUUUCAAAAUCUCUAAUGGUUUUGAUGAAAAUGAGCAGUGACAGUAAUGUUUAAACAAAAAUGAACAUGGCGGCUCUGAAUAUGUCGUGGAGUGUUUUUUUUAAGUGCAGCUGGAGGGAUCAAGUGAUACUAUUCUCUUUAACAAAUGUCAAAUAAAGUGUAUAAAGAUGACAGUGAGUUAUUCUGGUACAUUCUUGAAUGUCUUCCACUAAAAACUUUUUGGAAAAGUUUCUUAUUUGUCAUGACCAAAAAGUUAGUCAUCUUAUUGCCACAAAAUAAACGCACAAGGAGAUUCUUCUCACUCUAUGUUGUGUUUCUGUUUAGUUUCUGUUUUUUUUUUUUUUACAUUUAACACAUGCUCUGCAUAUCCACUCCAUUACUGAACAUACCCCAUGUCCACAUAGCAUCUCUGUUGUAGGCUCAUCUGUAAAUAAAGUUAAUUUUAAGUAUA